Molecule: messenger RNA, 2659 nt
Organism: Pseudo-nitzschia multistriata
Lineage: Eukaryota; Bacillariophyta; Bacillariophyceae; Bacillariales; Bacillariaceae
Source: the annotation of a GenBank genome assembly
CAUCACUCUCAUCGAGUGACUUCGGGGUUCACCGAUCGGGCUCGUACGUGUUCCUACCGAUGGUAGUACGUAUCACUGGAAAGAUGAUGUGCGGUCGGUGGCAACUGCACUCCUGUCCGAAACGAAUCGCCGCCGGCAUUGGGCGACGUCGUAGUACACUUCGUGAGCUGCAUUCGGUUCGGUCACCGUCCCGAAUUAGACCCCGACCACGUUCCUUGCUAGAAGAGUUGACAACUGUGCAGUCGUUCGCUCGACACAACACUGGCAAUCGUACUGCCGCUACUGUCACCGAUGCCCCGAGCCACGAAAGGGGUAUCCGAAACCGAAACAGCCUCGGACUGCGUCGCGACGAAAAUCGGGUGUUGAUCGUAGGAGGUGGUCCCACGGGACUGUUCCUGGCCCAUUUGUUGCGAUCGUACAACGUCCCGUUUCGGCUCGUCGAGGCCCAAACCCCGGAAGGACGAUUUCAACACCCGCAAGCCCACUUUUUGAACACGAGAACGAUGGAGAUUCUCAAGCACGGGUUGUCCUACUGCAACGACCACAAUGGCAACCCGAACGAGCCGAACGACAUUUAUAGAAGGCUGCGGGGUGCUAUGCCACCCGUAGAGGAAUGGAAAUCCUUUCGAUUCGGUCCCGAUAUGACGUGCAACACCUUGGACGGAAAGAUCCUGGCCGAAGUAGUGCACCCCGUCGAUCGGCCCCUUGCGGCCACGGAGGACGCCAACGGGCGAUUGGUGCCCGAAUCAGCGGCUGGUGACCACAGAACGCCAAGCACGGCACGCGAGAGAGGUAGCGGUACCGCACUGAGCCCGGAAUCGGUGGGACACCUGGCCCAGCACACAUUUUGUCGCAUUCUGUACGACGCUCUGGUGGAUUCACCGGACGACGAGGUGAUGUAUGAACGCCGUGCCACGGGGUUUGACUGGAACGAGGAAACACGUCUAUGGAACGUCCAGACAGAUCGGGGAGACUUGUUCGACGACGUAGACGUGAUUGUAGCCGCAGAUGGUGCCGCUUCGUCGAUUCGCAAGAACCUCUUUCCCGGAGACGGUACAAGGGGUGGAAACGAUUCGACAAUGCUGGGGACACACACUCUUCAGCGAUUAAUCAACGUCCAUUUCACUGUUUCGGAAGAGACAACAAGCAUUCCACCCGCAAUGCUAUAUACAAUCUUCAAUACCGAGGUAUUGGCAAUGUGUGUUCGGCACGGACCAGGAGAAUUCGUCUUGCAAAUCCCGUACUUUGAACCAUAUCAGACGCCAGAAGACGAUUUUGGAAUCGAAUCGGUUCGUAAAAUGAUUGGGUCGAUCCUGGGGAAUUCGAACGGUUUCACCAUUCACUCGAUUCGUCCAUGGACGAUGGGAUCGUUGGUCGCUCGAAAGUAUCAUACAGACAACGGCGUGUUUUUAGCAGGCGACGCGGCACACGUUUUCCCACCUGCCGGUGGCUUUGGAAUGAACACCGGCUUGCAAGAUGUAUACUCACUGGCGUGGCAAAUUGCCUUCAAUCGACAAACGAAACAGAACCCCAAAGACAGGACAUCAAACAACGAAGACGGGAACAGUACGUUUUCGUCGCUGUCAGAGAUUGGACGCACGUACGAACGAGAAAGGCAACCGGUUGCACGCCGAAAUGCCGCUCUGUCUGUUCGAAACUACAACCGUGUUCUGAACGUAAUGAGGGCGUGCUAUCUAGAUGAUCGGCAUCCCGCUUUUCUCAUUCAAGCACUGGAUGCUACCGCGUCGUUUGUGCCACUCGAGGCGAGACGACAAACCUUUCGCACGUUGCUCAAAACCGCCUUGUCGCCUUUGUCGCAACUCGAAUCGUCGCCCGAUGGCAUCUACGCGCAAACCAUCAAGGGAAACCUUCGUUCACUGUUAGGAUCGGGACAAGGACUUCCCCUCCUUUUCCCAAGAUACGAACUCGACUUCUCGUAUGGCGCACCUGGCGAACAUGGAACUUCCGUUGAUGGAGAAGAUGAAUGGUCUCAAGAUUCAGUUGCGUCAUUUCCGCGACUAGUUGUAGGUGGCCUUUUUCCUCACAUAGUGGCUUCGGUUGAGCCUGAUACUCUUCUAAGCUUUCCUCGUUUGCAACCAAUCGACAAUGGAGAAGACAAUGCUAAUGGAAGGAAUCGGUUCAUCGUCACAGGCACAACUGCGGACGAAUUGCGGACCAUUUCAACAAGGGAUUUGCCUGCCCAAUUAGCAACGGAUGAAACGCCAUGUGCCUUUUGCAUAGUCGAGAUCGUCUCUUCUACUGGUGUAAAACCGGACGAUACGCUGCCGUCUUUGCAAAAGUCUUUGCAGGGAAAACUGGGCAUUCCAAUCUUGAUGUCACGACUAACAGUAUACAGCAACUCUGAUGGAGACCAAGCGACGCUUAAUGGAGCGAGCCAAAUUGAUGUAAUAGAUACAUCUAUUUGUGACAUGCAUAUGGAUGCACAUCAGUGGGAGGAUCUGAAUCUGAUUCCUGGAUUAUCGGAACCAAAUUCUAGCUUCAAAAUGUUUGUUGUGGUUCGACCGGAUGGUCAUGUGGCUGCAAUUUCGUCAGAGGUCCCCCACUUAGAGAACUUAGUUCUUGGCAUGAAAGCAUUUUUGCAAUACGAUAAAUAAAAAGGCUGUCUUGAAACCGCGCAUCGCGUCAGAACACUUGUACA